Messenger RNA from Tuber aestivum (summer truffle), 2441 nucleotides. The record is from the annotation of a GenBank genome assembly. Lineage: Eukaryota; Fungi; Ascomycota; Pezizomycetes; Pezizales; Tuberaceae.
AUGAAACUCGGAAAACAAGAAGGGAAAAAGGACCACAAAAGCCCCGUGCCAUCCGCUCUGAUGGGAGGAGCUAGUCUUGUAUCAACGCACGAAACGACCUACGAGGGAUCAGUGGAAGACACGGGAUACCGAACAGACUACAAUUCUGAGCGUCUUGGGCUCCCACACACUACCGGGCAGAAGCCCCGUCCGCCAGGAGUAGCGCCGCCGCGACCGAGGGGGAAUCCAUUCGAGGAGGCUGAGGACAAGGAGAAGACUGAGGACAAGGAGGAUGACUUGGACGAAGUAGUCGCGGGAUUGACGGAGAAUAUGGAUUCUGGCAUAAGCCAUCGGGGGCGUGGUGCACAAGGGAGGGGGAUGGUCGGAGGGGGAAGAGGAAGAGGCGAGCCCAGUGGGGUGAUGAAUUCCGGGAGAAAUGGUUUACCGCCGCACGCACCGAUCCCGACGUACAGUCCUAUAAUGAGACCGGUAUCGCAGGUACCGGUGUAUCGACGGCAGGGCGAGGUGCAAGGGCUUCCUCCAUGGCCGCUUAGUCCAGCUUUCGGAGGGGUAAUCCCGGCUCGCCCGCAACAAGUGGGCAGAGGCGUUCCCGCGCCUGGGAGGGGUUCGAUCGCGCAAAAUCCCUGGAUACCGAGUGCUCCCAUGCCAGGACCAGGACGAGGAGGCAUAGGGAACACCCCACCGCAUAACCUUCCACAGAGACGACCGCCGCCCCCUCGUCAACCAACACAAAUGGCGCUUCCCGUUCCCACCGUAGCAUCACUGGGCGGCAAUAAUUCAACAUACCGCCAACAGAAAAUUCUACAGACAUUAAUCCAGCAACAAGAAGAGGAUAACCGCAAACGAGACACAAUGAAAGACCAGGGCUUAGAGCUGCCUGCCUCAACACACAGCGAUGUCUCCAGUCAGGAAGGCUCACUCUUCAACGCACCAAGUAGUAAUUCUUCGAGUUUGAGUCUUCCCCAUACUUCAACACCCACCUUUCAGGGUUCGGACAGACGCCCUAGUACUGGUACCGGUAGCAGCAACGCAUCAUCAUCGGUGUACUCAAGAAAAGCCCGAGAGGAAGUCCUCCGAAGGCAACAGGAGGAAGAGGACAUCCUACGACGGCAACGACAGGAAGACCAGCAUCGUGUGCAAGUGGUGCCAUUGGUGCAGGGUUCUCCAACCCCACAAAAGCUACCGAGUCUCCCAACAUCUCCAACCCCCGGGGGGGCGGGAGCAACAAGAACCGCAUCCCCACUCGGCGCGGAACCCAAGCCUGGGGCGGCAAGGUCAGAAGCGACCUUUCCGGAACUGGAAAUAAUCCGGGUACCAGUAGAAACUACAACCACCCCUAGCCGACUGCCACCAAACCCACUCGAUCGGCCGGGAACCGCAACCACAGUCGUGAGUCUCCCGGAGUUCGGCGGGAAUAGAGCGGAUCCCGGAGCCCCACCCCGGAGGCACUCGUCAACGCAAUCAUGGUCCGGGCCCGACCGGACAAACUCUUUAGAAAUUGACCGUGCCGCAGAACAUCGGAAACCAGUACCUAAACCUCAGGAAAAUUUACACACCCCACCCACUUCACCUUCAUCAGAACCAAAUGUAUCUGCGGGUGGAGCGGAUAAAAAAUUACAACAAUACCGGUACACCGGCCCCGUGGGGCCCUGGUUCCCAACCCCCCCGGAACCCACCGAUGACGCGAAAAACUCCCCUCCACCCCCACCGACCGAGUUGCCGGGGAUAGCUGCGACAAAGCCAAACACACAUUGUAUCAGCGACGACAUAACUCACCGCCCAUCUAUCGCGCACAGACACAAAUUCAACCAAGGGCACGAAGUCCAAGGUCUCAGCGACGACAUCCAGACCGGUUCAUUGGUAGGAGAGAAAGGUGUGCUUCCACCGGAAUUCUUCGAUAGACACCGGCCGGCGUGCCUGAGCGAUGAUCUAGCAAAAGUAUACUUGGGCCUCGGUGAAAAAGGCGAGCAGGAAUUACAGUCCCAGAUGGGGCAGGAAGAGCGCUUGCGAGCGGUGGAAAUGGAAAGGGCGUGCUUGGGCGAUGAAUUGAGCGAGCGACAUACCGACCGCUCGGGAUUGAUUCCGGUUAUUGAAGAGGCGGGCGAAACAUCUACCCAUGCGCAACCGCGCACUGCGGAGGUUCCUUUGGUGGUGGCGGAGACGGAUCCGCGACGGUGAUAACCCUUUCUCCGGAAAACUUUUGGGCACUCGUGUUUCUGACACUGAUCGGCGAAUGGAGAAGUAGCCGCUCGAAGCUGUUCAAUAAUCCCGGACGUUUAGAACGUAAAGUCCCGCCGCCGCCCAAACCUCCGAAGGUACCACUGGCCCCACCGAAGAUUCCACAGACCCCACCGCCCCCGGAGGAUGUAGAGCGGCCGCCCCCAGAGCAUAUAGAGCAGCCGCCGCCACCGCGAUGGGAGCUAAGCUGGGAAUAUUAUUAG